Messenger RNA from Vollenhovia emeryi, 2801 nucleotides. Its product is annotated as RING finger protein 10. The transcript is spliced from 12 exons. The coding region runs from base 363 to 2528 and encodes 721 amino acids. Gene Ontology annotation, biological process: positive regulation of transcription by RNA polymerase II. Gene Ontology annotation, molecular function: transcription cis-regulatory region binding. NCBI's taxonomy places the organism in Eukaryota, Metazoa, Arthropoda, Insecta, Hymenoptera, Formicidae. The record is from RefSeq and is a predicted model, not a curated record.
ACGCCAGCACUUCCGUUUCCGCGGACGGUUACGUUCGCCAUUUGGGUCGUGACCACAGAGUCGUGACCGUCAUUAAGGUUAAGGGCCUGGGAUCGUCGCCCGCGACGAAAGGGGAGGCCGACUGCUCCCUGGAGAACGAGCGUCUCGCUCAUCGCUGUUCGCGUCACCCCUGUGCAGCACCGCAUCGAUUGCCGGCCGUCGUCACAUCGAGACACGUUUUACUACUUUGGCACUGACAAAACAUGGCUUAUUGAAGAAGAUGAAGGGUGCGCAAAAAGAUAUCGUUUCUCCGAGGAGAGGAGACGGAGGAGACCGUAGCUGCGACGAGGCGAGUCACCAGACUGAUUACAGUCGAUCCGCAAAUGGACAUAAGGUCAAAGUUCACGCUGUCCCCUGCGAAGGGGGCUGCUGCUGAUGCGAGAAGGAACAAAGAUGUCAAUAAGAAGCUCCAUCUGGGAACACUGCGCAGAAGGGAACCUGCUGGCGCCAAUAACUUCGCUAACGAUGUACAACCAACAAAGUACAAUGUACAAAAAGCAAAAGAUCUUGUUAAGAGACAGAGACCUAAAGGACAAUAUCAUGGCGGUGCAAAGGAGAAUCCCAAGGUAGUGGAGGAGAAGUUACCUGAGCUUGGCUCAGUGUUGGUCCCAAGACGCAAAAAGAACGGCAAUCACUUGCUGAAUUUUCACUACGAGCGAUAUAGGGUGCAGGACGUACAGAGCAGGGAUAUAGGGAGACAUGGUUCCAACAGUAAUAGAUUGCUGCCACCGGUGCAGCGGCAUAAGUACUGCAAGGAACAAUUUAUACAAGCUAGCUGCCAAUUUGUCGUGACCGCAAGCAGAGAUUAUUCCUUGCAUUUGACUAACCCUGAUAUUCUUGUGGAUUGGAAAUCGAUUGAACAAAUUAUAUUUCACAGUUCAGAAAAUCUCUCUUGUCCAAUUUGUUUACAUCCACCAGUUGCGGGCAAAGUGACUCGCUGUGGUCACGUUUAUUGCUGGCCUUGUAUUCUCCGUUAUUUACGUUAUUGUCAAGAAACAGGCAAUUACAAAUGUCCAAUUUGUUAUGAAUAUCUCCACAAAAAUGACUUGAAAAGCGUGAUCGAGAUUACGCGAAGCACAUUCAAUUUGGGCGAAACGAUCAAUCUGUGUUUGAUGCGUCGUGAAAAGAAUUCCUUGUUUGCGACGCCUGUGAAAUCUGCUGUUCAACCACCGACAACGUUUUUGUCUGUUUCUGAGAAUGCUGAUAAUCAGAUAUAUUCGAAACUUCUUAUCGCAAAUGUGAAAGAUAUUGUGAACAUCAUAGAGAGCGAGUAUGCGGAAUUACAACUUGAACUUGAGGACAAUCCAGACAUGGCCGCUGACAUCAAGCAAGCGCUCGACGAACUAUCGAAGAGGAAAGAAAAACUACUGUGGCAGAUCGCAGAAUCUAAAGACGCGGCAUUGACUGAAAAUACAACGGAAAAGGAAAUUGCUGAGGAAACAUCGCAGAGAUAUGACGUAAAUGUCGACCCGUGUUACAAAGAGGACGACAAGUCUUUGGCAAAACAAUCUUCGACGGACAGUGUUUCCAGUGAUGGCCAGACAGUGUCGAGCCCUUCGAAAUUUUCUUACUUUUAUCAAUCGGAAGAUGGGCAGCAUAUAUAUUUACACGCGGCGAAUGUGAAGAUGCUGGAAAUGGAAUAUGGCGCUCUGGAGGAUUGUCCUCAUGUAAUAACGGGCAAGCUUCUCGAGAAGGAGGGAGGCAUCUACACAGAAGAAUUAAGACGAAGAUUACGGUAUCUCUGCCAUUUACCAGUUACUUGUUCAUUCGAAUUGGUUGAAAUCGAGUUAAAGCCGCCACUGGUAUCGAAGGAAGUUCUUCACGCUUUUCAUGAGCAACUAAAUUCAAGGCAGAAGUAUAGAGAACAGAAGGAACGCGAGGAAAGAAAAAGGGAGAAAAAGAUAAUAGAAGAAGAAAAUAGACAAAUUGGCAUAUAUCCAACGCCCAACAUAGAUAUCGAAUCUUAUCAACAUUUUCCUGAGUUGCAAUCAGAGCUACAGUUGUCCAACGAGAACGCGUUGUCACCGUCAGAAUCUGCUAUAUCGAGUAUCGCUAGCAGUCCAGCUUCGAGUGCGUUUGACGAAAUCGCUCCUCAACAAGAAACGGAUCUUUCGCGUGACCAGGCCCGGACGUUCGCUGAUAUAAUGAAGAAAUCGACAGUGCUGACGAAAAUGUCUAAUAAAUCCGUCGAUGCAUGGCCGGCCGUGAAAUCGAAGACGCAUUCCAGUACGUCGAAUGCGUGUUUCAACAAAGAUGAAGAAGUACUGUCGAUAAAGAUCGAUAACAAGUCUACUAAUGCUUGGCCGUCUGUGGCAUCGAGCAUGUGUUCCGAUACACCAGGUACCUCGUUUAAUGAAGAUGAGAAAAAACCGUACGUUUCUGAAGAAGCGAAAGACGAAGGUAAUGCGUCCGGCAAGAAAAAGAAGAAGAAGAAAGGGAAAGGAACCGUGCUGUUUACGACUGGUAUGACAUCAGGCUAUUCUUUAUAAUCAUUGUAUUAUCGCAUGACACUUUUAUUCUAUUCCUCGUGCGCCACACGCAAUAUUAGUAGAAUUUUAUUGGGUCGAUCGUAGAAAGUUUCAUUUCAUUUACAGCUCUUGCCACCAAUGUUUGACGUACUAAAAAUACGUACGGCAUACGUAUCGAAUGUCUUUAUUUCUCUAUACUGAAAUCUAUAAAUUAUUUAUCAUAGAAAAAAAAGAAAAAUAAUUAUUUGUCAAGGUUCCCGUAUUGUGCUCACGAAUAAAAUUUUACUUCAUUUA